Messenger RNA from Phragmites australis (common reed), 2095 nucleotides. RefSeq names its product protoporphyrinogen oxidase, mitochondrial. Gene Ontology annotation, biological process: heme biosynthetic process. Gene Ontology annotation, molecular function: protoporphyrinogen oxidase activity, oxygen as acceptor. The transcript has 17 exons. Gene Ontology annotation, cellular component: mitochondrial inner membrane. The record is from RefSeq and is a predicted model, not a curated record. NCBI's taxonomy places the organism in Eukaryota, Viridiplantae, Streptophyta, Magnoliopsida, Poales, Poaceae. Bases 190 to 1824 code for a protein of 544 amino acids.
AGGCGCGGAGCUGUGAGUUUCAACGAUACCAGGCGUGCAAAACGGCGGGCGAAGCCCACCGAAAAGGUCACCAUUUUGACCUUGAGGGCCUCCGCGACCAGUCCACUGUCCACCCCUUCCCCACCACCAGCCACUCCGGUUCCGCGGGCACAAGGCAACAAGCAAAUCCCCAUCCAAGCCCCAGAUCAAAUGCUGUCUUCGACUGCCACCGCCUCCCCCGCUUCGUCCCAUCCUUAUCGCUCCGCCUCUGCGCGCGCCAGCCGGCCCCGCCUCCGCCCCGUCGUCGCCAUGGCGGCCUCCGACGACCCCCGAGCCGCGCCCUCCAGGUCGGUCGCCGUCGUCGGCGCCGGUGUCAGCGGGCUCGCGGCGGCGUACAGGCUGAGGAAGAGCGGCGUGAGCGUGACGGUGUUCGAGGCGGCCGACAAGGCGGGAGGGAAGAUACGGAGCAACUCCGAGGCCGGGUUCCUCUGGGACGAAGGGGCCAACACCAUGACAGAAAGUGAUUUGGAGGCUAGCAGGCUAAUUGAUGCUCUUGGUCUCCAAGACAGACAGCAGUAUCCUAACUCUCAACACAAACGUUACAUUGUCAAAGAUGGAGUACCAGCACUGAUUCCUUCGGAUCCCAUUUCGCUGAUGAAAAGCAGUGUUCUUUCUACGAAAUCGAAGCUCGCAUUAUUUUUGGAACCAUUUCUCUACAAAAAAGCUAGCACAAGAAACUCUGGAAAAGUGUCUGAUGAGCAUUUAAGUGAGAGUGUUGGGAGCUUCUUUGAACGCCACUUUGGAAGAGAGGUUGUUGACUAUCUUAUUGAUCCAUUUGUAGCUGGAACUAGUGGAGGAGAUCCCGAGUCAUUAUCUAUUCGUCAUGCAUUUCCAGCGUUGUGGAAUUUAGAAAGAAAGUAUGGCUCUGUCAUUGUUGGUGCCAUCUUGUCUAAACUAACAGCUAAAAGUGAACCUGCAAAAACAGCAAGUAAUUCAUCAGGGAAAAGAAGGAACAGACGUGUGUCAUUUUCAUUUCAUGGAGGAAUGCAGUCACUAGUAAAUGCACUUCACAAUGAAGUUGGAGAUGGUAAUGUGAAGCUUGGUACAGAAGUGUUGUCAUUGGCAUGUAGCUUUGAUGGGGUCCCUGCAUCCGGUGGGUGGUCAAUUUCUGUUGAUUCAAAAAAUGCUAGUAGCAAGGAGCUCGCAAAGAACCAAAUCUUCGAUGCCGUUAUAAUGACAGCUCCAUUGUCUAAUGUCCAGCAGAUGAAGUUCACAAAAGGUGGAGCUCCCUUUGUGAUAGACUUUCUUCCUAAGGUGGAUUAUUUGCCAUUAUCUCUCAUGGUUACAGCUUUUAAGAAGGAAGAUGUCAAGAAACCUUUGGAAGGAUUUGGGGUCUUAAUACCCUACAAGGAACAGCAAAAACAUGGUCUGAAAACCCUUGGGACUCUCUUCUCCUCAAUGAUGUUCCCAGAUCGAGCUCCCGAUGACCAAUAUUUGUAUACGACAUUCGUUGGGGGUAGCCACAAUGGAGAUCUCGCUGGAGCUCCAACGUCUAUUUUGAAACAACUUGUGACAUCUGACCUUAGAAAGCUCUUGGGUGUAGAGGGGCAACCAACUUUUGUGAAGCAUAUAUACUGGAGAAAUGCUUUUCCUUUGUAUGGCCAUGAUUACAAUUCAGUAUUGGAAGCUAUAGAGAAGAUGGAGAAAAAUCUUCCAGGGUUCUUCUACGCAGGAAAUAACAAGGAUGGGCUGGCUGUUGGGAAUGUUAUAGCUUCAGGAAGUAAGGCUGCUGACCUUGUAAUCUCGUAUCUUGAGUCUCACACCAAACAUGACAAUUCACACUGAAGGUAUCUGACCUGUCCUGAAGAAAUGGCAGACAAAUUUUCUCGGUUUAUGUAGAUAGAGACGGUCACAUUGUUUCAGAUCUCAGGUUCUCUUCAUGUACUAAGCCGUUGCUAAACAUUGACGAGAAGUAUAGCCACUUGUGUAAAGACGGUAAGGAGGGCGAAAAUAAUUCUGGUGGCUGUUUCACAAUUCUCUGUACUUACUGUUUGUCCAUUAAUAUUACUGUACUUUUACAGCGCUUAGCAGUUCCAUAUAUACACAAUUCUCUGUA